CCCGGAUGGAGGCACGUCAUUGUCCCCCGCCGGGCGGCUGGGCUGUGUGCGGCGGCGGCGGCGGCGGCGGCGGCGGCCGAGGGGGAUGGAGCGAGCGCCGAGCCGGGUCAGAGUUGAACAAUGACCAUAGUUGACAAAGCUUCUGAAUCUUCAGACCCAUCAGCCUAUCAGAAUCAGCCUGGCAGUUCUGAGGCAGUCUCACCGGGAGACAUGGAUGCAGGUUCUGCCAGCUGGGGUGCUGUGUCUUCGUUAAAUGAUGUUUCAAAUCACACGCUUUCUUUAGGACCAGUACCUGGUGCUGUAGUUUAUUCAAGUUCAUCUGUAGCUGAUAAAUCAAAGCCAUCACCACAAAAGGAUCAAGCCCUCGGUGAUGGCAUUGCUCCUCCACAAAAAGUUCUUUUUCCAUCUGAGAAGAUUUGUCUUAAGUGGCAACAGACUCAUAGAGUUGGAGCUGGGCUCCAGAACUUGGGCAAUACCUGUUUUGCCAAUGCAGCAUUGCAGUGUUUAACUUACACACCACCUCUCGCCAAUUAUAUGCUAUCACAUGAACACUCCAAGACAUGUCAUGCUGAAGGAUUUUGUAUGAUGUGUACAAUGCAAGCACAUAUUACCCAGGCACUCAGUAAUCCUGGGGAUGUUAUUAAACCGAUGUUUGUCAUUAAUGAGAUGCGGCGUAUAGCUAGGCACUUCCGUUUUGGAAACCAAGAAGAUGCCCAUGAGUUCCUUCAGUACACUGUUGAUGCUAUGCAGAAAGCAUGCUUGAACGGCAGCAAUAAAUUAGACAGACACACCCAGGCUACCACACUCGUGUGUCAGAUAUUUGGAGGCUACCUAAGAUCCAGAGUCAAAUGUUUAAAUUGCAAAGGUGUUUCUGAUACUUUUGAUCCAUAUCUUGAUAUAACAUUGGAGAUAAAGGCUGCUCAGAGUGUGAACAAGGCGCUGGAGCAGUUUGUGAAGCCGGAGCAGCUGGACGGAGAAAACUCAUACAAGUGCAGCAAGUGUAAAAAGAUGGUUCCAGCUUCAAAGAGGUUCACUAUACACCGAUCCUCCAAUGUUCUUACACUUUCUCUGAAACGCUUUGCAAAUUUUACUGGAGGAAAAAUUGCUAAGGAUGUGAAAUAUCCUGAGUAUCUUGAUAUUCGACCAUACAUGUCUCAACCAAAUGGAGAACCGAUUAUUUAUGUUUUGUAUGCAGUGCUGGUACACACUGGUUUUAAUUGCCAUGCUGGCCAUUAUUUCUGCUACAUAAAAGCUAGCAAUGGCCUCUGGUAUCAGAUGAAUGAUUCCAUCGUAUCUACCAGUGAUAUUAGAUCGGUACUCAGUCAACAAGCCUAUGUUCUCUUUUAUAUCAGGUCCCACGAUGUGAAAAACGGAGGUGAACUUACUCAUUCCGCCCACAGCCCCGGCCAGUCUUCUCCCCGACCUGUGAUCGGUCAGCGGGUUGUCAACAACAAGCCGGCCACGUCAGGCUUUAUCGGACCACAGCUUCCUUCUCACAUGAUAAAGAAUCCACCUCACUUAAACGGGACUGGGCCAUUGAAAGAAACGCCGAGCAGUUCUAUGUCGAGUCCUAAUGGGAACUCCAAUGUCAACAGGGCUGGUCCUGUUAAUGCUUCAACUUCUGUUCAAAACUGGUCAGUGAACAGGUCCUCGGUUAUUCCAGAACAUCCCAAGAAACAAAAAAUCACAAUCAGUAUUCACAACAAGUUACCUGUUCGUCAAGGUCAGUCUCAGCCUAAUCUUCACAGCAAUUCUUUGGAGAAUCCUAACAAGCCUGUCCCCUCUUCUACCAUCACCAAUUCUUCUGCAAUACAGUCUACCUCGAGUGCACCUACGGCAUCAGUUUCCAGUAAAGUCACAAAGCACAUGGCCCCACCUGAGUCCUGUUCCAAGCCAGUGAUGAACGGCAAGUCCAAGCUGAACCCAAGUGUCCUGGUCCCCUAUGGUGCCGAGUCAUCUGAAGAGUCUGACGAGGAGGCAAAGGGCCUAGGCAGGGAGAACGGGCUAGGGACGGUCGAGAGCUCACACUCUUCUGCUCAGGACGCUGAAGACGACGAGGUCUCUGGGCACGAGCUUCGAGAACCUGUUACUCUAAAUGGUGCUAAUAGUACAGAUAGCGACCCGAAAGAAAACGGUAUGUCGUUUGAUGGUGCCAGUUGCCAAAUCCAGCCUGCUGCACACUCCGAAAACCCCUUUUCUAAGGCAAAUGGUCUACCUGGAAAGUUGAUGCCCGCUCCUUUGCCACCUCUCCCAGAAGACAAAAUCUUAGAGACCUUCAAACUUGCUAACAAAGUGAAAGGCUCCACAGAUGAAACAAGUGCACCUGGAACAGAGGAAAGCCCUGCAGAGGACGAGAAGGCAAGACUGGAGCCUGGCAGCCCCACUCCUGGUUCCCCAGAGAAAAUGGAGACAGUCCCGAGUCUUAGCAGCAAAUUGAAGAAGGCUUUGCCGCCUUCGGACCACUGCAUGAAAUCUACCAAAGAAGAAGUCUCUGAAAACGUUUUGGCAGAACCUGCCGAGGCUUUGCCGGGUAUCAGCCAUCUUUGUGACGCCAGCCAGAUUACCAUCGGGGACGAUCAACUGUCUAUACCAUGUGGCCCUGGGAAUUUAGCAAGUGAUCAGAGCAGAGCACCCCAAGAAAUGAAAGGGACGUUAAUAGAGAGUCCCCAGGACUCGGCUGCAGUGGAGGCCACGGGGAGGUUGAGUCUGAGUCCCUCGUCCUGUCCCGUGGAUGACGGUGAGCAGGGUACCUCCGUUCACAGCAGCCGAGACAAGUGCAUGGCCUCAGAGGACCCGCCUGUCAGCACGGGGACCUCUGCGGAUGAGCCACAUCGUCCUCAGUUGGACACGGCCGCAGAAAGUCAUUCAGUGGGGGGCCCCGAACAGAGUUCUGGUGAGCGAUGUGAAGAAAAUAAGGCUGGGCUGCAAGUCCAGGAUCGCUCUCCGGUCACGGAAAAAAUCGGCAGCCUCAGAAAAGUCGACCGGGGCCAUUACCGCAACCGGAGAGAGCGCUCGUCCAGCGGGGAACGCGCGAGGGACAGCAGGAGCAGGACGGAGGACCACUGUCACCGGCGGCGGCACUCCUACACGCGCGAGCGCGAGCGGGCCCCACACGACCGCUACCGGCCAGAGCACUGCAACGGGGCCCAGUACCAGCCCUGCCACAGCGAGAGGCUCAGCCCCAGCCAGCACCGCGCCCCUGCCAGGUACAGCCACCACCACGCCCGACACCGCGGCGGGUCCCACCAGGACUGGAGCCGCUACCACCACGCAGACAGUGAGCGCUCCUGGGGCCGGGAGAAGUGCUACCCAGGAAAACUGAGGUGGGACCAGUCCAGGCACUUCCACGACAGGUACGCGCCAUACACGGCCAGGGAGGUGCGGGACUGGAAGCCUUUCCACGGGGACCGGGGCUACGACAAGGCGGCCCAGUACGGCGGCUGGCCGUUCAAGGACUGCUAUAAAAGCAGACGGGGCGCGGAGCUGCUUGCUAAGGAGAAGGAGCGGCACCAUUUCGGCAGCCCGCGAGCAGGCCUCCCGCACGCCCUGCCCCCCUACCCUGACAAGUACUCCCACGAGAAGAUUGCACUAGUCGCUGAAGACACUUGUCACCUCGCUGAUCGGUUUCGUGAUCACGAAAAUGUCAAGUCACGAAAGCGCAGGUACGAUAGUGCAGAACAUGACAGUUUCGUAGAAAAGAAAGCCUGGAGAAGCUUACAAAGGGACCCUAUAGAAGAGCCUAAGGUGAAGAAGCACAAAAAAUCAAAGAAGAAAAAGAAAUCCAAAGACAAACACCGAGAGCGAGACUCCAGGCACCAGCAGGACUCAGAUCUUUCCGGCGCGUACUCGGAUGCUGACCUCCACAGACACAAAAAGAAGAAGAAGAAAAAGAAGAGACACUCAAGGAAAUCCGAGGACUUUGGGAAAGACUCAGAACCACACUUAGCGAAGGCCGCCAGCUCUGAGACUGUUGACCAUUUCCGGACAAAUGAUGGCGGUUUUCCCCUCACUGAUGGCCUGCCUCUGGAAGGUUUUGGACCUUUCCGUGAAAAAACAAAACAUUUAAGGAUGGAAAGCAGGGACGACAGGUGUCAUCUGUCUGAGUGUGGCCAGGGUGAUUGAAAACUUGGCCUCAGAACAAAGAAUUCACUAGUUACGAUUCAACAUGUCCAACAGAAGCCAUCCCCAACCCAGCUUAAAUUAUAAAUAUAGGAAAUAACUUUGUUCAAAUCUGCGUGGUGCUUCCUUAGUAAAUACUGUACAGAUUUUACCAUGGAGAACGUUUUUUUAGUUUUUACCUUUUCUUAAUUACUCUUAUUCCAAAUGGAUGAACACUUUCUACAACUGCUGACCAUUGUAAAAUACCGUGUAUAUAAAUCACCUUGAAAAUAACGCCCUGGACUAGAACAUCUCAAAUGCUGCUUAAUCAGACUCAGGUUGAUCACUAGUAUUCCAUGUAAUGCUCCUCCAAGGUAGACAUCCGGGGCAAGACCGACCGGGAAACCAUGGAAUUUUAAAAGUACAAACAACUGACAGUAUGUAUAUUUAAUUUAAAGACUUAUUUAAAGAUUCACAAGCUCUCAACUAGACUUUUGAGAGCAAUCUGUUUUCUGUAAUGUCUGAUACUAGAAACUAAUUUGCUUCAUAUUUUAGUUGUAUUCAAGAUUUGAAGGUGUAUUUUAUAGACAAGUUCUGUUUUUGAACUUUGUGGAACUAUUCCAAUCAAUUUACCAGUUAUGAUGAGUAUUUACAUUAUGAAUGUAUAAUCCAAACAUUAUUUGUAAAGCCUACAGUAUGUUUUUUUAUUACAUAACACUUUUUUUAUACAGUGUCUCUUGUCUUGACUAUGAUAUUGGAGUCUGAGUUGUCAGCUUGGUCCCUUAAAGUUUCUAGUUACAGACAAAAUCAUACUGUGAUUUUAUUUUUAAUAUGGAUAUGCUAUCAAACUGUGAUACACUUAUAAUUCUUCACUGGUCCUGCAUCAGGAGAUGGAGUGGGGAAAACUGUAUUUAAUACAGUUUGUAUCUGAAUAAUCUGUAUGCUUUAUACAGUUUGUGUUGUUCAGAGAUGUCUAAAGUUUGAUCUUUGUUUUUUUAAAGAUUAAAAAAAGCACUUGCCCCACUGUAAAUAUACAGCAUGUAAAAUUUAUAUAGUAUAUAAAUGGCAGC
This is a messenger RNA of Rhinolophus ferrumequinum (greater horseshoe bat), 5168 nucleotides long. It is a transcript of the gene USP42, whose product is annotated as ubiquitin specific peptidase 42. NCBI's taxonomy places the organism in Eukaryota, Metazoa, Chordata, Mammalia, Chiroptera, Rhinolophidae. Gene Ontology annotation, cellular component: cytosol; nucleus. The record is from RefSeq and is a predicted model, not a curated record. Gene Ontology annotation, molecular function: cysteine-type endopeptidase activity; cysteine-type deubiquitinase activity. Gene Ontology annotation, biological process: regulation of apoptotic process; protein deubiquitination. The transcript is spliced from 18 exons. The coding region runs from base 121 to 4122 and encodes 1333 amino acids.